Molecule: messenger RNA, 984 nt
Organism: Beta vulgaris subsp. vulgaris (sugar beet)
Lineage: Eukaryota; Viridiplantae; Streptophyta; Magnoliopsida; Caryophyllales; Amaranthaceae
Exons: 2
Coding region: 123-878 (251 amino acids)
Source: RefSeq, a predicted model, not a curated record
AGCUUCCGAAACAAAAACCCAACCGCACAUUUUUGUUACAUUUUUUCUUCUUUUAAUCCCCAAACAAUAGAAAUCAGAAAUUUAUUUGAGUAGAAAAGGGUUGGAAAUUAGUAACUCAAAAGAUGAGUUAUCAUGUUAAUUUCUCCCUAAAACCUCAAAAUCCAUGUACAUAUAUUCCUGCUAAAAAAACACUACCUUCUUCUUUACUGAUUUCAUAUUGUUUAUCACAACCAAAAGUACAUAAAACCCAUAUACAAGCCCUAUCUUCAUCUUCUCCCAUACAAAAAACCCAAGAAAAUACCACAUUUAAUGAACCUCUAGAAUUAAAAUCAUCAAGUAAUUAUAAUGUUGAAUUUAAGACUAUGGGAGGUUGCAAGCUUGGUAUUUCAAGAUACCCAGAUUUUGAGUAUGAUGCUAAUGGUGGAUUUGGGAGUGGAAGUGGCAAAGAUGACUUAAAUGGCAAGAUUUUGGUUGAUUUUGAUGUUGGUAAGCUUUAUAUACCAUCAUUAACAAGUGGGACAACUAAGUUUUUGGGGUUGCCUUUGCCACCAUUUUUGAGGAUUGAUAUUGUGCCAGAAAUCUUCAAAGGAAGCAUUGAUAAAGAGUCAGGCAAGGUUGAUCUUGAAUUCAAGGCAAAAUUCUGGUUUUCAAUGGGAGCAAUUUACAAAGCACCACCAUUACUAGUUUCAACGAUUUUGACCUCUGAAGAAUCACAAGGGCAAAUGAGAAAGGGGAGAGGACAAAGAUUGGAGAAAGAUGGAAAUUGCAAGUUAGUAGGGGUGGCAACGGUUGAUCCAAUUGAUGAUAUUUUCAUGGACUCCUUCCUUGGCCUCCCAACUGAAUGCCUUGCCUUUUUAAAUGCCACAAUCUCGCUAUGAAAGAUGAUACAUGAAUAAUCUAUUUUGAUGAAUGUAUAAUCUUUUAGAUUAAACUUUUUGUAUACAUGAAGUAUAUAUCUAAGUUCUACCUUCGAGUUCUAGUUAA